CCUCACGAAGAAGAAGCCGCAGACCGGCGUUGUUGACACUUCUUGAAGCGACAAUGGCGACCGACGUGAGGCAGGAGCUGGCUCAGCUGAUGAAUUCAAGCGGAUCUCACAAAGAUCUGGCUGCCAAAUACCGACAAAUUUUGGAGAAAGCGGUUCAGUUCACAGAUGCAGACCAGCUUGAGUCCUUGAAGGCCUUUGUUGAAGCAAUGGUAAAUGAAAACGUCAGUCUUGUCAUCUCGAGGCAACUUCUCACCGAUUUCUGCACACAUCUGCCGAACCUUCCCGACGCCACGGCCAAAGCUGUGUAUCACUUCACUUUGGAAAAGAUUCAGCCGAGGGUCAUUUCAUUUGAGGAGCAGGUAGCCUCCAUCAGACAGCACUUAGCAACCAUUUAUGAAAAGGAGGGCGACUGGAGAAAUGCAGCCCAGGUUUUAGUUGGUAUUCCUCUGGAAACAGGACAGAAGCAAUACAAUGUUGACUAUAAAUUGGACACGUACCUGAAAAUUGCGCGUCUCUACUUAGAAGACGACGACCCGGUUCAGGCCGAGGCUUACAUCAACAGAGCCUCAUUGCUUCAGAAUGAGUCCUCUAAUGAACAGCUGCAAAUUCAUUACAAGGUGUGCUAUGCCAGAGUCCUCGAUUUUAGGAGGAAGUUCAUUGAAGCUGCACAGAGAUACAACGAGCUGUCUUAUAAAUCAAUUGUCCAUGAGAGUGAACGUCUAGAGGCACUGAAACACGCCCUGAACUGCACCAUACUGGCCUCCGCAGGCCAGCAGCGUUCCCGAAUGUUGGCCACUCUGUUUAAGGACGAGCGCUGUCAGCAGCUGGCAGCGUACGGUAUUCUGGAGAAGAUGUACCUGGACCGAAUCAUCAGAGGAAACCAGCUGCAGGAGUUUGCUGCCAUGCUCAUGCCUCACCAGAAGGCCACCACAGCAGAUGGUACUUUGUUCUCCGUCACAGGCUCCAGCAUCCUCGACAGAGCUGUGAUCGAACACAACCUGCUGUCAGCCAGUAAACUCUACAACAACAUCACGUUUGAAGAACUAGGAGCGCUGUUGGAAAUCCCCCCGGCAAAGUUUGUCUCUCUUCAGGCGGAGAAGAUCGCGUCCCAGAUGAUCACCGAAGGACGAAUGAACGGCUUCAUCGACCAGAUCGACGGCAUCGUACACUUUGAGACUCGAGAACCUCUUCCCACUUGGGACAAACAGAUCCAGUCUCUGUGUUUCCAAGUCAACAACCUCCUAGAAAAGAUCCGAGGUGCUGCUCCAGAGUGGGCCGCACAAGCUAUGGAAACCCAGAUGACCCAGUAGACCCCACUCUCCUCCUCCCCAACACUCCCAAUAUAAAUAUAUAUAUUAAAAAAAAAAUCUCCUUAAACGUCACCCCUCUGCCCCUCUGCCCAUCUGAACGUUUUAUCUUCCUGCUCAAAAAAUUGUCCCCCCCCCCCCCCCGCACAGAGAGGAGCUGGUUAAGUUUUGUAUUACGAAGCGCUGUGUUUUAAAUAUCUAAUACUGAAUGAAUGUUUCUCAGUAUAUAAAGAACAAGGAUUGACUUCAUUUGAGUUACUUGUAUGUGUCAUUAAAUAAAAAAAACAACUGUGCACAUGAUGAUUUGAAGAUGGUCGA
This is a messenger RNA of Scomber japonicus (chub mackerel), 1625 nucleotides long. RefSeq names its product COP9 constitutive photomorphogenic homolog subunit 4 (Arabidopsis) (gene cops4). Lineage: Eukaryota; Metazoa; Chordata; Actinopteri; Scombriformes; Scombridae. The coding region runs from base 54 to 1310 and encodes 418 amino acids. The record is from RefSeq and is a predicted model, not a curated record. The transcript is spliced from 10 exons. Gene Ontology annotation, cellular component: COP9 signalosome; cytosol.